CAGGGCAGGAGGACGAGGUCAUUAGCAGGGUAAUUAAUUACAAGGACGUGCCUGAUGUUGACCCUCUGCUCUGACAGCCAGAGCCACAGCAAAGACAGAAAUCCAGGGAGUGCUCACUCUGGGACACCACUCUCACCAGAUGCAAUACUGAAGGUCAGGAGACAGAAUCUUUAAAAAAAGUGAAAGACUUAUUUUAAAAGAGGAAGUUUAGGGAAGAUAAGUAACUGUUCCAGGCACACAAAACCAAACACACCCCUCCCUUGCUGACACCCACUCAGACACACUGCAGAGGAGACCAGAGCACAGCAAUCCUCAGAGGAAAACAGAAGCAGAAGCUCACAGUGCAUCAUCUGGAACCUGCAGCUGUGGCUGGCUAAGAAAGCAGCCUGGAGCCAGAGCAAGGGAGAAGAAAUACCACCAUGGCAAUGAAAGCCACAACCCAGUUCAGCCCCUCCAGGAAUGACAGCAACUGCACCAGCGACAGCAGGAUCAGCCAAGUCAUCUUCCCCCUGCUCUACACAUUUCUGUUCCUGGUGGGCAUCACGAUGAACAGCCUGGCAAUGUGGGUCUUCUUUAAAAUAUCCAGUAAAUCCUAUUUCAUUAUCUUCCUCAAGAACACUGUGAUUUCUGACUUCCUCAUGAUCCUGACUUUUCCAUUUAAAAUCCUGAGUGACGCCAAGCUGGUGUCCUGGGUCCUGCGAGGGUUUGUGUGCCAGGUCACCCAGGUGGUGUUCUACUUCACCAUGUACAUCAGCAUCCUGUUUCUUGGUCUGAUAACCAUUGAUCGCUACCAGAAAGCCACCUCACCCUUCAGAACCUCCUCUCCACGGAGCCUCCUGGCCGCCAAGGUCCUCUCCUCUGCAGUCUGGCUGGCAAUGUUUGCUCUCUCGCUGCCCAACAUGAUUCUAAGUAACAAGAAGAAAACACCCAGGAACGUAAGGAAGUGUGCUCUCCUGAAAUCAGAGUUUGGCUUAGUCUGGCAUGAAAUUGUAAACUACAUUUGUCAGCUCAUCUUCUGGGUUAACUUAGCAGUCAUAGUGGUUUGUUACAUCCUGAUCAGCAAGGAACUCUACAAAUCCUACAAAAGGACUCGCUGCACAGGAAAGGCAUCUAAAAAGACUGUCAACCUCAAGGUUUUCAUAAUAAUUGCUGUGUUCUUUGUUUGUUUUGUGCCAUUCCACUUUACCAGAAUCCCCUACACCUUGAGCCAAACCAGGGAUGUGUUUGACUGCUCUGCUCGGAACGCUCUGUUCUACCUGAAGGAGACCACGCUCUGGCUGACGUCCCUCAAUGCCUGCCUGGAUCCCUUCAUUUACUUUUUCCUGUGCAAAUCCUUCAGGAAAUCCUUGCUGGACAUGCUGUGCAAGCACAGGGCAGUGUCAGGGCUCGGGGCACAGGGGAAGAACGAGGGGGAUGACUCUGACGAGACCCCGCUCUAGAUCCCAGGGCCCCACUCCCCUUCCUGGCCACCCACCUUCCCU
Messenger RNA from Serinus canaria (Common canary), 1481 nucleotides. RefSeq names its product purinergic receptor P2Y12 (gene P2RY12). Gene Ontology annotation, biological process: G protein-coupled receptor signaling pathway; blood coagulation. Lineage: Eukaryota; Metazoa; Chordata; Aves; Passeriformes; Fringillidae. Gene Ontology annotation, molecular function: G protein-coupled purinergic nucleotide receptor activity. Bases 420 to 1439 code for a protein of 339 amino acids. Gene Ontology annotation, cellular component: membrane. The record is from RefSeq and is a predicted model, not a curated record. The transcript has 3 exons.